Phascolarctos cinereus (koala) is the source of this 4677-nucleotide messenger RNA. It is a transcript of the gene MECOM, whose product is annotated as MDS1 and EVI1 complex locus. NCBI's taxonomy places the organism in Eukaryota, Metazoa, Chordata, Mammalia, Diprotodontia, Phascolarctidae. Gene Ontology annotation, biological process: regulation of gene expression. The record is from RefSeq and is a predicted model, not a curated record. Gene Ontology annotation, molecular function: protein binding. Gene Ontology annotation, cellular component: nucleus.
CUCUCACACUUGUACUUUUCAGGACAUUGAAACAGACGAGAUUUCCCUGCGGAAAGAAACCCUGCCUUCCAAGAUUUCCCUAUUGGUUGUUUACCCGGACGAAAACGAGAUGCUUUUUUUUUUUUAAGGGGCAGGGUGCAUCCAUAAUCAGCCUACCCCUAUAGGACUUCUGUCUUGGCGACCUUUUUGUGACCUCUCCCGCCAGAGGAGGCUGCUGUCACUUUAAAAAUUUACGAAAGAGGAGCCUGGCUUCCGAUCACUUGGAGCUGGGGGAGAUAGCUCCCUGGCUCCCUCUCUCCCUCGUCUCUUUCUGGAUGGCCGAGCAGAUCCUCUUUAAAGGGACAGUUCAUGAAAUAGAAUCCCGGGCAGCUGAGCGCGGAGUUGCAAAUAGGGGGAAGAUCCCGUGAGGGUCUCGGAUUGGGGGAGAAGAAAAAAAGCGGGGGUGUCUAUUACUUCCGUCUCCCUCGCCCCUCCACUCGACCCUCCACCCCAUCUUUCCAAAGACUCCAGCACCCCCCCUCCUCCUUCCUGUUUUUAUCCCCCCUUCUUCUGUUUUGUUUUGUUUUUUAAACUGGGAGAGAGAGGUGGAAGUUUUAGUGGUUCUCAGAUAACUUUCAUUACACAUCGGGCUGAUAAGCGCGAGAGAAAGUGAGAAAAGAAGGAGGUGAUGUGAAUCAGAAGGAGCUACCCUUAGGAGGGGAGGGGGAAGCAAGAAGGAAAAAAAAAAUUCCCACCCCCCCCAGCCGCAUCACCCCUCCCCCCUCCCCAGAAGAGAGGAGAGGAGAGCUGAGACUUCACUUCGGGUCGUUACAAAAAAAAGAUACAUUGUUGCCUGAUGAUAAAGCCACAAGAUCGCGUGGUCCCGGAGAGCCGCGGCUCCUAGAGAGAGGACCAAGUUAGCAGAGAGAAAGCCGGGGAGUGAUUAUUUUAAUCGUGAAACGCUGCUCGCCAUCGGCUGAAAGAUCGGCCGGCCCAGAACCUCAGGGCUUAUUAUUGUUAUUAUUUUAUUCUCCUGUGAUUGCCUUUUUUUUUUUUUCCGUUGCUGGGAGUUGAGUCCUUAGACAUGUUAAGAUAUUAGAUGAGUUUUGCAAUGUGAAAUACUACAUAGAUGCCAGUCAACCAGAUGUCGGGAGCUGGCUCAAGUAUGUCAAGUUUGCUGGAUGCUAUGAACAGCACAACCUCGUUGCAUGCCAGAUAAAUGAUCAGAUAUUUUAUAGGGUAGUCACAGACAUUGAACCCGGAGAGGAGCUCUUACUGUACAUGAAGAGUGAAGAGUACUCCCAUGAAACAAUGGCGCCCGACAUUCAUGAAGAGCGUCAGUACCGCUGUGAGGACUGUGACCAGCUCUUCGAAUCCAAAGCCGAGCUAGUGGAUCACCAGAAGUUCCCCUGCAGCACCCCUCACUCGGCAUUUUCCAUGGUGGAAGAGGACUUUCAGCCAAAGCUGGACAGUGAGAGUGACCUCCGGGAGAUGCAGGAAAUCCAGGAGUGUAAAGAGUGUGACCAAGUCUUCCCAGAUUUGCAAAGCCUGGAGAAACACAUGUUGUCACAUACGGAAGAGAGAGAAUACAAGUGUGAUCAGUGUCCCAAGGCUUUUAACUGGAAGUCCAACUUAAUUCGCCACCAGAUGUCACAUGAUAGCGGAAAGCACUAUGAAUGUGAGAAUUGUGCCAAGCAGGUUUUCACGGACCCUAGCAACCUACAGAGGCACAUUCGCUCCCAGCAUGUCGGAGCCCGGGCCCACGCAUGCCCUGAGUGUGGCAAAACAUUUGCCACGUCGUCCGGCCUCAAACAACACAAGCACAUCCACAGCAGUGUGAAGCCCUUCAUCUGUGAGGUCUGCCAUAAGUCCUAUACCCAGUUUUCAAAUCUUUGUCGUCAUAAGCGCAUGCAUGCUGAUUGCAGAACCCAAAUCAAGUGCAAAGACUGUGGACAAAUGUUCAGCACUACAUCUUCCUUAAAUAAGCACAGGAGGUUUUGUGAGGGCAAGAACCAUUUUGCAGCAGGUGGAUUUUUUGGCCAAGGCAUUUCACUUCCUGGGACCCCAGCUCUGGAUAAAACAUCCAUGGUUAAUAUGAACCAUGGCAAUCCGGGCCUUGCUGACUAUUUUGGUGCCAAUAGGCAUUCUGCUGGUCUUACCUUUCCAACAGCUCCUGGAUUUUCUUUUAACUUUCCCGGUUUGUUUCCUUCUGGCUUGUACCACAGGCCGCCCUUGAUACCUGCUAGCUCUCCUGUUAAAGGACUGCCGAGUACUGAGCGAAACAAAAGUCAAAGUCCCCUCAUGACACAUCCUCAGAUACUGCCAGCUACCCAGGAUAUUUUGAAGGCACUAAGUAAACACCCCCCUGUAGGGGAAAAUAAGCCAGUGGAGCUCCAGCCUGAGAGGUCCUCUGAAGAGAGGCCCCUGGAAAAAAUCAGUGACCAGUCAGAGAGUAGUGACCUUGAUGAUGUCAGUACCCCAAGUGGCAGUGACCUGGAAACCACUUCUGGCUCUGAUCUCGAAAGUGACCUUGAAAGUGAUAAAGAGAAAUUUAAAGAAAAUGGUAAAAUGUUCAAAGACAGAGUAAGCCCUCUGCAGAGUUUGGCUGCAAUAAAUAAUAAGAAAGAAUACAGCAAUCAUUCCAUUUUCUCACCAUCUUUAGAGGAGCAAACGGCGGUGUCGGGAGCUGUGAACGAUUCUAUAAAAGCUAUUGCGUCUAUUGCUGAAAAAUACUUCGGUUCCACAGGACUGGUGGGGCUGCAAGACAAAAAAGUUGGAGCUUUACCUUACCCUUCCAUGUUUCCCCUCCCAUUUUUUCCAGCAUUCUCUCAGUCAAUGUACCCAUUUCCUGACAGAGAGUUGAGACCGUUGCCUUUGAAAAUGGAGCCCCAGUCACCAGGCGAUGGGAAGAAAGUCCAGAAGGGUAGCCCUGAGUCUCCCUUUGACCUCACCACCAAAAGGAAGGAGGAGAAAUCUGUGACUCCGGCCACCUCCAAACCAGCAGCAACGCCUCUCACGAGCCAGGAUCAGCCCCUGGACCUGAGCAUGGGUAGUCGGAGCCGAGCUAGUGGGACGAAGUCGACUGAGCCUCGGAAGAACCAUGUUUUUGGCGAAAAGAAAGGAGGCGGCAUUGACCAAAGGAAGGUUUCGGAUGCCUCUUUGCAGCAUGCCAGACCAACUCCUUUCUUUAUGGAUCCCAUUUACAGGGUAGAGAAGAGAAAGCUCACUGACCCACUUGAAGCUUUAAAAGAGAAAUACUUGAGACCUUCUCCAGGAUUCUUAUUUCAUCCACAAUUCCAACUGCCUGAUCAGAGAACUUGGAUGUCCGCCAUCGAAAACAUGGCUGAAAAGCUGGACAGCUUCAGUGCUCUGAAACCAGAAGGCAAUGAGCUCAUCCAAUCAGUUCCCUCCAUGUUCAACUUCAGAGCCCCUCCAAACGCUCUGCCCGAGAACUUGCUUCGGAAGGGCAAGGAACGGUAUACUUGCAGAUAUUGUGGCAAGAUUUUCCCAAGAUCAGCAAACCUAACACGUCACUUAAGGACGCACACUGGAGAGCAGCCAUACAGAUGCAAAUACUGCGAUCGAUCCUUCAGCAUAUCUUCCAACUUACAGCGACAUGUGCGAAACAUUCACAAUAAGGAGAAACCUUUCAAGUGUCACUUGUGUGACCGGUGUUUUGGCCAGCAAACCAACCUAGACAGACACCUAAAGAAACACGAGAAUGGGAACAUGUCUGGUACUGCGACAUCAUCGCCUCAUUCUGAACUGGAAAGCACAGGUGCCAUCUUGGAUGACAAAGAGGAUUCCUACUUCACAGAAAUUCGAAAUUUCAUUGGAAACAGCAACCAUAGUCACCAAUCACCAAGGAAUGCAGAGGAGAGAAUGAAUGGAAGCCACUUUCAGGAUGAUAAGAUCCUGGUGGCUGGACAAAAUUCAGACUUGCUAGAUGAUGAAGAAGCAGAUGAUGAAGUAUUGUUGGAUGAAGAAGAUGAAGAAAGUGACAUGACGGGGAAACCAGGAAAGGAGCCAAUUUCAAGUAAUCUGCAUGAAGGAAACCCCGAGGACAACUAUGAAGAAACCAGUGCUCUGGAAAUGAACUGUAAGACGUCCCCAAGCAGGUAUAAAGAGGAGGAGUAUAAAAGUGGACUUUCUGCUUUAGAUCAUAUAAGAUACUUCACAGAUAGCCUCAAAAUGAGGAAAAUGGACGAGACUCACUAUAAUGAAGCUGAGCUGUCUUGUAGCGCUUCUCACCUGCCAGAGGACCUUAAACAGCCGCUAUACAGAAAGUCCAAGUCACAGGCCUAUGCUAUGAUGUUGUCACUGUCUGACAAGGACUCCCUUCAUUCUCCAUCUCAUGGUUCUCCCAACGUGUGGCACAGCAUGGCCAGGGCUGCCGCGGAAUCAAGUGCCAUCCAAUCUCUCAGCCACGUAUGACCUUGUGACGUCCGACCAGAAUUGGGACCAAGUCCAAUCCAGUAGCAUGGCUCUUCCACAGAGGACUAUUUAAAAGACUGCUGAGCAGAAUGCCUUAUAAAUCUGCUGGGUCACCCAUUUAAAGUCUGGUGACCUUAAACUGAAUAAUUUUAAAAAAAGAAAGAAAACGAAAAAAAAGAAACUAUUUAUUCUCAAUAUUUUGUUUUGCACAGCAAAGGCAGCUGCUGACUUCUGGAGGAUCAAUGCGACUCAAAGAAUGAAAAC